CAGAACGGGAACGAACGCUCGGUCGCUUUUGUUGCUACUGGGGAAUGUUUUCCAAAGCGCACCGGAAACAGCGUGGGGUUGUUGAGCAUCAAGAUCUUCUGAACUUUGUGAAUGACCUGUCAGCAAACGUCUUCCUCAUCAUCCUCAGAGUAGAGAAGAUGUUGAGAAAUGCCUCCGCACAGAUACUUAAAGAGUUCGUCCGACACAGGACUACAGAUGCAAGUCUGAUCUUGGAGAGAUCUAUUAACCGGGUGCAGCUUCUUGGGCGAGUGGGACAGGACCCCGUCAUGAGAGAUGUCAGCCAGAAAACAACAUGGCACAGAAUUUCAGUAUUCAAACCAGGCCUCAGAGAUGUGGCGUAUCAGUAUGUAAAGAAAGGGUCUCGGAUUCUUGUGGAAGGAAAGCUCGACUAUGGAGAGUACAUGGAUAAAAACAACGUCAGGCGACAGGCAACAACUAUCAUCGCAGAUAAUAUUGUGUUUUUAAGUGAAAAUCUGCGAGACCAGUAAUGAAGACGCCUUCCCAGACUUUAGGAACCAAAAGAAGAUAUUUUAUAUAGUGUUACUCUGCUCACUGACAUUAAACUCUGUGUAUCAUUGUGUCUGGCCUUCACUGUCACACAUAGACAUAAGAAGUCAUGUUGUUUGUAUGAUUGUGUCAUGCUGUCUUUCCCCGACAGAGGGACAGAAAGCACUUUGACAUGUAAACACAUUUCCAGAGCCAUGCACUGGAUCAGACUCUAUGUAUAAGCAGAAAUGCGAAAUUUCCCCUUUUUUUUGGACUUAAAAGCAUCAUAUUUGAAGUUAUGUCUAACCAAAUCACUUCCAGUUUGUUGUAAUGUCAUACUAAUGUUCAUGAAUAAAUGUAAUAGUUUGUCAGUAAA
Messenger RNA from Sinocyclocheilus rhinocerous, 883 nucleotides. Its product is annotated as single-stranded DNA-binding protein, mitochondrial-like. The transcript is spliced from 7 exons. Lineage: Eukaryota; Metazoa; Chordata; Actinopteri; Cypriniformes; Cyprinidae. Gene Ontology annotation, biological process: mitochondrial DNA replication; positive regulation of helicase activity. The coding region runs from base 45 to 509 and encodes 154 amino acids. The record is from RefSeq and is a predicted model, not a curated record. Gene Ontology annotation, cellular component: mitochondrial nucleoid. Gene Ontology annotation, molecular function: single-stranded DNA binding.